This is a messenger RNA of Rhipicephalus microplus (southern cattle tick), 1373 nucleotides long. RefSeq lists its product as uncharacterized. NCBI's taxonomy places the organism in Eukaryota, Metazoa, Arthropoda, Arachnida, Ixodida, Ixodidae. The record is from RefSeq and is a predicted model, not a curated record.
AAAGCGAGCGACACUCCCGGAAUUACGCCGCUGGAACGUGAACGGAGCUCGGAACCACGAAAAUGCAGUACGCUACCCUGUUUUUGUUUGCCGCUGCCGCCCUCGUUGUGGCGGUGCACGGCAGGCCAUCUGCCAGGACAUUUGGUUCAUCGCAGCACCCUGCUCACCCUCACGACGCCCAUAAUCACGCCUCACUAGGUGCUCAACAUGAUACCACAAACCACGGGAUUCAGGCAGGUGGCGACUCUUCGGCCACCAUGCUUGUCUGCCAAGUCGUCAAGGUUCCUGUUGGCCAGUCCGGUGCGCAGCCCUCUCACGCCACACCCUGGGUUGGCUCGGCAUCGAUCAUGACAUCUGCGGUCGCCUCGGGCCCGCAAGAGGCCCUGUCUAGCCUCAACUCCCGCGUCAGGACGGCCGUGGAACGCAUCAUCAGCCCCGUCGUGACCGCUUUGCAGAACACAUCGCUCUGGCUCAACCGUACGUCGCAGAUGCACCAAUCGCACCAACACCCUGCUCUUCAUCACGACCAUCAGCACCAGCAUGCUGGCAUGGCCCACCACGCCCACGCGGCUCACAACCAUCACGAACAUGCUGGCAUCAACCACGUCGAGCAUCAGCACACGCAGCAUGGUGGGCACGCCCAUCAUCACGGCACUCAAGGGCAAGUCCACAACCACCCUGGGAACCCUCCUCAUGUUCCCCAGCUCCCGCAAACAGUUCCGAACCAAGCUGCGCCCAUGACCGUAGUCUCGGUUCCUGUCUUGGUACCCGCAGUACACGCCGGCCCUAUUCCUCUCGUGAACCUGUCCUCCAGUGUCCCAGCCAACGUCAAUGUGCCGUCACUGCAUUUCUCAAACCCUGGCCAGGACAACGCUACGACGUCGUCCCCCGUCGAGCUCGUCAAUGCUACGUCGCAAUCGGCGUCAACGGCCGCUGAUGCUAAUCUUCUUGGCCGCACUGCUGACUUGCCUACCACGCCCGUCACCGAGGUCACACUUACUCGGGCAUCCGAUGUGUCCACCACUACUGCGCUUUCUAGUAUAUUCACUAUUUGGUUUAGGUCCGGAACCAUGGAAGACUUGACCGAGGCUACCGGCACAUCGGAACGAACCACGUCGUCCCGUGGGCCCAUCUACACGUCUUCCACGGACGCAUCUACGACUGCUCUCGAGCGUUCGACCACGGGCUCUCUGCAACUAUUGCACGGCGAUUGAUGAACUAUUACGGUGUGACUAUUUUCUUCUUUCUUCAAGGUGAAUCUAUAUUUAUAUAUGUAUCUUGCAACUUCAGCGGUAGCAUUUUAUUUCGCAUGCACCUUUUGCAUCGACGCGGCUUCUAUAUGCAGUUGACAAUAAAGCGAGCGUUUUUAUUCA